AUGAGUGACAAGCUAACCGGUGGACGGUACAACCGUAUCAGUCCAUCAUCGGGCCGGGGGUCCAUCAUCGCCUACUCGCCACUGCCGAAAUCCGAGCAGGACUGUCUGCAGGCUCCAGGGAACAACUGUCUCGCCAUCCCGCUGUCCGCCAUCCAGACUACGUCGGCACAAGGUACAAAAUUAAGCUUCGGAGGACAACCGGGUACCGGAGGCUUCGUCAGCUCGCGGAGUGAACCGAUCUCGCUGGCCACCUUGGACAAGGACUGCUUCAUCAUUCCGGUGCACAGCCUGGACCGCUUUCUGCCGGCAGGAAUUCCGCUUCCAACGCCAGAGACCGCCGAUCCAUCGCAGGUUGGACCACUGAGUGUGCUCGAGGUGUCCGAUCCGAAGAUCUGCAUCCUGGCCCACCUGAUGAGCCCGCUGGAACCGAUCGAUCCGCUGCUCGAGUCGCCCCUAGCUCAUCCCCUAAUGAAGCAGCGUGCCGUCGCGUCCGAGCUGCUAAACGAAGUCCAGCAGGGCAACAAUGCCGUCGGAGGAAUGCUGCUGGCCAACAUGGAGCGCAGUUCCGCCGAGUUUCCCUUCAUCGCGUACUAUGUGAUAAACACGACCCAGACCGAUCCGGCCAUGUUCUACACCGGCGUCCGGGGUGCCUCGCUGUCCAAGUUCGAGCCGAAGAACACGCGCUACACGGCGGCCCACACGCUCGACCUGUACAGUGAGGUGGCGUCCAUCUGUCGGCCUCCGCUGGCACUCGCCCCGAACGAGAUCGGCAGCGUUAAAAAGGGUCAGACGCCUUCGACCGGAUACAUCAUUAGUGUCUACAAAGUGUACGAAGGUGACGAUGGAGAACGUUUCGAACGGAACUGGCUCUACUGGACCGGUGCCAGAAUGAUUUACAGGUACCUCCCAAAGACGGCCGGCUUGCGGCGAAUAACGCUUCACAAAAGUGUCUCCUCACGGGGCGACAAGAUGUACUUACUCCUGUGCGAGUGUGCCGACCUGCUGAAGGACCUCUCGGCCGCGGCCCUUCUCAUCCCGGCGUUGCGGGCCAGGUUAUGCGGCUACACCGGUCUGUACCGGCCAAUUCAAACCUUCUAG
Molecule: messenger RNA, 1098 nt
Organism: Anopheles coustani
Lineage: Eukaryota; Metazoa; Arthropoda; Insecta; Diptera; Culicidae
Exons: 7
Coding region: 1-1098 (365 amino acids)
Source: RefSeq, a predicted model, not a curated record